Symbiodinium sp. CCMP2456 is the source of this 606-nucleotide messenger RNA. The record is from the annotation of a GenBank genome assembly. NCBI's taxonomy places the organism in Eukaryota, Dinophyceae, Suessiales, Symbiodiniaceae.
AUGCUCAUAGACGCAGCGCCAGAGAUAAAGACCACAAAGUACGAGGUGCCGACGUUCAGCCCCGGAUUUGUGGUCGACGGCGUCAUCAGCACGGAAGACUGCCAGCAGCUAGUUCAGCUCUGUGAAGACAUCGGCUUCCGCACUCGCUGGAGCCAGGUUGGCGCGGUGACUCUUUACAUGCCCGAGCAGUUCUCCAAUCACAUUUUCGAGAGGCUGAAGCCCUUCUUGCCGGAUCACUUCGGCGGCCGACCCAUUGGGAUCCAGCGCCGAUGGGCUGUGCUCAAGUACGAGAAGGGACAGUACCUCAACCCACACAUCGACGGGCACACGCCAGGUACUGUCCGAAUAGGAGAUGAGUUGCAAAAAGAGACGGGGACACGUUCUUACAUGUCCUGCCUUUUCUGGCUGAGCGACGAUGUGGAAGGAGGUGAGACCGUCUUCACAUAUCCACAGGGCGGGACCUGGGUGGCGAUUCCACCGAAGACUGGUGCCGCCCUCUUGUUCUACCAUGGGCAGAAUGCAGUCAACAACCCCAUGCAUUACGGCGGCGAUGUGAAGUCCGGCAUCAAGUACUUGGUUCGCUCAGACAUCAUUUACCAGACCUGA